UGGUUUGGAAGGUUCGAGAGUCAGUUUACGUUUUGAGGAAACCCCAAUUUAUUGUUGUGUAUUUUAAUGAUGCUGUGAUUGUACUCGUCCUGCCCACCUGGCCCCUCUACAUUUUGGCACCCCUAGUGGAGAGUGAGGGAACAAUCCAAUCAAGAUUGGACCUUUGUUGCUUGUGUUGGCUAAAUCUACUAACCUGCUAAACUUGGCGACAUGGAUCACAAGAAGAGCUCUGGUUUCUCCAACACCACAUUUCUGCGGCAACCAGCCCGGGUGUUGAUCAUUGAGGCAAUGCCACCAUGGUGGUCCAAGACCCGCUCUGUUCUCUGUGAUGCUCUUGAUAACUUCCUGACCCUGGUCUGUAGUCUGAAAGGACCUUGUAGGCUCCCUUUCCUCAGCGUGUUUGCCAUCAGCAGUCAGCAGGAAUGUCUGCUUCCUUUUGUGAGAGUUCGGGGUAACCUGCCCAGGUUGCUUUCCUGCGUGGAGGCGCUGCGGGCGAUCCCGAGCGAAGGCGUCACCACAGAACUGGCCAGUGUAGGCGAGAUGCUGCGCCAGACUGUGCUGGAUGGCCAGAGGCAAUUUAACCAAUACAGGAAAUUCAGUGGGGUCGACAUCCAGACCAACAUAUCUGUCGAGGUUACUGUGGUGACCAGCCGUCCAGGAAAAGGCAUGGUUUGCCUUUUGAAAAAUGUGCUCAAGGAUGAUGACCUGGAUCCAAUCAAUGGUUUCCUGGUGGUGCAGCUUUCCAGUCAGGUAGAGUGGGGUCAAGACGGACUCCCGCCUCAAGAGCCCCCUCAGGCUUGUAGUGCAGAUAAUCUGGUGCUGGUGGACCUGCACCUGGUGGACAGCAGUGUGUUUGCUCUUGAGGGAGUAUUUAAGAAUUGGCUUCAAGAAUAUGGAGUGGACUCUGAACACAUCCACCUUGUCCUACCAAGCCCACGGGGGAGUCCCGGUCCAGUGUGCAUUAAGUGCGACAUGCGGGAGCGCGUCAUCAGCCCCGGCUCCCUCCCACUGAACCCCUCGGAGAAGCCAGAAAGCCUUUGUGACGUCAUGUCAGUCUCUCAAGUACCCCGGAGAAUGAGAGCAAUCAAGGCCCUUUACAAGGCUGGCGUGUGUCAAAGCGUGUUGUACGGCCUGCCGCUAGUUGUCAUCCCGACCGCCUGCUGGCGUCUGAACUGGGAUGAGAUAGAAACCAACCAGCACAGGUUUCAAGCUCUCAACCGCACACUGCAGGAUCAGGGCCAGGUUUUGCUGCUGCAGGUGGGGCCGACAGAUGGAGACUCAGAUUUGUGCUCUUUCUAUUUCCUCUACCCAUCUCCGUCACUCGCCAUGCUCCUGAAGCCAGUCGUCUGCAGGGAACUAUUUAUGCCUGGCGCGUACUCUGAGCCAAUGCGGGAGCCUCCCCCUGAAGCCAUGCAGGUCAUCAUGGAUUGCCUCAGCCAGAUCAAAGAGAAGGAGGUGUUGAGCCCCUGCUCCCUGAACAGCAACCUCUACCAGCAUCUCAGGAGCAUCCUGGUCACCAAGCUGCACUACCCAUUAGGCCCUUCAACUAUGCUCCCUGCUAUCCAAACAUACCAGCGUCAACCACCAGAGAGCGCUGUAGCCACAGCCAACAGUCAAUCCCAUCAGGCUCACCAGCUUGGAAUGUACAGCAAGGUCAAGUCCAACGUGGCCCCCGAGCCGCCUUCCUUGCAGAGGACCCUGGAAAACUCCCGCUCCGCCCCGCUGAGACCUCCAACUCCCUUGAGACCACAUCGUCGAGCUUUGACCUUCGUGAGAAGGAGUAGCUCAUGCAGUAGCGGCCAUCAGGCCUCAGCGCCUGCUCCUCAGGAGGGAUCGGACAAAGAUGGCACGGUAACACUGGCAGAGCACUGAUGGGUGGAUGGUGGAAGGCAAAACUGAAGAUAAAAGAGGAAUACGGUAGCCAAAGGUCAAGAGGUUGUGUAGUGCAUUCUUCAUACGAGUCCCAGCGUACAGUUACAGUGUUUCCGUUUCAACAUGCGCACACAACUUUGCCAUUUGAGGGGUUUGGUCAUAACACGCCCUUCUUAAGAAGUGAAAAUCACAAACUCGGAAUUCUGUGCCAAAAAUGCCCCGGACAGCUGACUGAAUUCUUCCAUGCAUCACUAUUAAAAUGUCACCACAUCGGCUGAUGUGAGCAUGCGAACGUGUGUGUGCAUGCGUGCGACCAAAUGACAGAUUAGUAAUUGUGCUCUUAAAAAGGGGAAGAGGAGAGGGGGGAAAAAAAGAAUUUACAUAUCCAUAUUGUACUGACGUAAAGACAAGUAUUCACAUUCCUCUUCGAACACAGCUUUACUGUUUUAAUCGGGGGGGGGGGGGUAGCAGCAGCAGACAAAUGGCUCUCUGCUUUCCUCAAGCACCAUCAUUCUCGCCUUCUCUCAAAGGUGCCAGAUGAAGAGGUGAAACUCCGGAAACAGCAAAGUAAAAGUAUCAUUUCGAUUGUCCUCUUGGUUUGCAGAGACAUCCCAAUAGAGUCAAUGCAAAUUCAUGGAUACUACACAUCAAGUAGUCAUGCUCAUAUUUCUUAAUCUAAUAAGCACAAGAGCCUUGUCUCUCUCUCUCUCGCACACGCACGCACGCAUGCACAGACUUUAAUCAGUCUCCCGCCAUUCCACUCCCAUGUUGAACCUUGUAACACAAGCGAGGAGCCAGUGACAAAUUACCUCAUGGCGUUCUGACGUCACAGGCCUUCCGCAUUCACAAAUUACGACCACAACGACUCUUUUGUCUCUGAAGGAGAAGUCAAGCAAAUUGGCUCGCAUUUCACUUGCUUUUCACCCGCCAUCUUUGUCCUUUAUCAUCCCCUCGCUACAUUAUUCAUUGCAAACCCUGCGCGCGAUCAACCGGUGGGUAGAACCGAAAAACAAAAAGGUCAAAAAGGCUGAAGUUCCUCUUUCUGACUGCUAACCAUAAAGGAGAACCAGGAUAACAAAAGUGCGAUUUUUGUGUGGGUGGCUGUGUUGCAUUUAACUGACAAGCAUCGAAAUGGUUUAGUUUGAAGACCGCUUAGUUCCCGUUUGGCUUUCAUAUGCUGUCACCUUGUAACAGUUUGGAUGUUGCUGUUGACUGUGCUAGCCUUAAAUAAGAAUUAUUGCAGUUGAGACAGUGUUCCAAUUUGGCUGUCAAUACAUUGUCUUGAGACUUGGAAAGACACUGCAGCUCAUUGUGCUGCCAUCGGCAGCACGGAAGAACACUUUUUUAUCUCUGGCUCAGUCUCGUGCGGCGUCUUUCCUGCAGUUGCCUGUUCCGGCCUGAGUGAUAAAACAAUACAAACUGCAAUAAAACGCACAAAGCACUUCAUAUACAGGCCCCGGACAGAUAAUGACAAAGUGCGUCUGCCCCGAGGAGGCAGACGAAUCAAAAUCUCCAAAAAGGUUGUAUGCCUGUGCAGUCUGCAAAGUGUACAAAAUCAAUUGCAAGUAGCAUACAUUCUAACUUUUAAUGGAAACGGAAUUGGAUUCUUUGAAUUAGAGUCCUACAUUUUAAGGAAUGACUUGAAGGUUAGUAGUACAGACUCCAGUCACGGAAGCAAAAACCUGAAUGAAACUAUGACAAAGAACCGACAAAGAGCAAAUGCAACUUCAGAGACGAAUCGAAUGGCUUACCCACGCAGUGCUAAAAAUAGAAGUUGGUGGUCUGCAUGAGAUUGUUUUAUGUGUGCAGCUAUGUUGCAAAAAAAAAAAAAAUGGAUGAAAUUAGACAUCUUUGAAUCGCCAGAAAAGGAACCUAACACAUACGUAGGCUCACAGACUCUUUCCAAAUGCUGUACAUUGCCACGAGCUUGAGCAAGGCAUGCAAGGAUCUUUUGUUUGUUGCAUGAUAGCCCUUUUGGCCCUCCGUGCUGAAACCACAAUGAACGAACCCGGAGCACACGCAACUAUCGCAAAGGAACAUGCACUAGCUUAGUUGAAUUGUGCAAUUUUGCAUACUAUCCCCCCCCCCCCAAUACAUCUUCCUGAAAACAUGAAAUUAUUUUCAUCCCAAAACGCUGCUUUUGAAACUAGUCAAGAGUAGUGUCAGUUUGUUAGCAUGUCAACUUGAUCUGCAGCUGUUGCCCAACUCAAAUUUCCAAACAGGCCCAACUUCUGUAGCCCUGUGAGGGGGAAAUAGUUGCUAGAAAAUCGCUGCAACUAUAUCCACAAGUUUUUACAUCACGGCAAACAAGUGUUGAGUCAAGUCAUGUAAAGGACAAAAAAAAAAGAAAUCGAUAAAUGGGCUACCAUGCGCUACGCAAGUUAACCCUUCUGUUGUUCGAUCAGUUCACCGCUGCUUCUGCUUUGCUUUCUCCUCCGCUUGCCUGACGGUGCGCAGAGGUAGAGUUAAGGACCUUAAAAAUGUAAUCGGGCUGUCUGUGGAUUUGUUCAAAAAGAACUUUGGUAGCACUUGGGGAAAUAAAAAAAAGCAGAGAGAUGAACGGGAUACCGAACUGGAGCCGCGAAUGGAACAGUCUGUCCCUGUUUUGCACGCCAACUGACACAUGCAGCGCUUUCCUGCCAGCAUUCAUCGUGUCAAUGUCUUUCUCAUCUUGCCUUUUGUAAGCGCUGGAGAAACUCUCCCCUUUUUUU
Messenger RNA from Hippocampus comes (tiger tail seahorse), 4583 nucleotides. It is a transcript of the gene m1ap, whose product is annotated as meiosis 1 associated protein. NCBI's taxonomy places the organism in Eukaryota, Metazoa, Chordata, Actinopteri, Syngnathiformes, Syngnathidae. Gene Ontology annotation, biological process: male meiosis chromosome separation; meiosis I; spermatogenesis. The coding region runs from base 211 to 1872 and encodes 553 amino acids. The record is from RefSeq and is a predicted model, not a curated record. The transcript is spliced from 12 exons.